AUGUUUGCGACACAAUUGGCACCAGAUAACGCUAAAGCAUGGCACGACGUAGUGAAAUUCUUCCGUGCAUGCGGUAUAAAAUUCCCAGAAACGGGACACGAUAUCGCUGUCUUGGUGCUUUGUUUUACGGCACCACACUGGGAUGUCUACAUGCCAUGGCUACUUACUUGUUGGAAAUCUGCCGAAGAUUUUAUACACAGUGCUGGGACGAAUAUGAUUGAUCUUGUCACAAUGGCUGGAUGUACAUAUACUGCUUUCACGACAUUACAGCCGGUAACACAACCGGAUUUCUAUCAUUCACCCCCUGUGGAAAGAGCACGGAAGAUAUCGGUACACGGACCAACCUGUGACCACAGAGUAUUUCGGAAAUUUUUGCACGAGGAUGCUAUCAUCAAGAGGGAUGAUGCAGUAGAAAUCGCAAAGGAGGGCAUCAAUAUUUUAAGUCUUGCUACGCGUUCGUUUGUCGAAAGUCGUGAUUACAACACAAAAUACGAUCAAGCGGGCUGGAACAAAUUGAUGCAGGAGUUGGUCCUCAAGACAGGAGAUUUCAACCUCGAGCAAGAAGCAUACAGUCAUUAUGACAUUAAAAGCGUGUAUGAAGCUGAAGCGCGUAGUGGAAAUCCAUUUAUGGUGUGUAUACUCAGCGCUAUAAACUGUUUUCCCAAGAGGAGGUUCCACUCACGAAAACUGUCGUUGGAAAGACACCUGCAAAUAGAGGUUCACAGGUGGUUGCAAGUCCUUCAAGACUGCGAAAUUGAUCUUGAGGCUUACGGGCAAAGAGAACACGGCAUGAUAUUCAGAAAAGGCAAGAGACCACUGUUGAUUCAUGACUACAAAGAAACAUGGCUGUGGACGGGAUUUUCUUGGGGGUCCAACCCAAGUGACUGGGUUUUCCAUGUCGAUCGCGUAGUGGAAAGGUUCUCUGACGAUUUCUGGCGGCUGAUAGAUAAUCCUAUCCAGCAAGUUCCAGGGGCGUGGAUCGAAGACGAGGACCUUCACUCAGAUCUUUCCGAUUCUGAGCUGGAAGAUGGUUUAGACGAUGAUUCGGAAUAG
Molecule: messenger RNA, 1053 nt
Organism: Pestalotiopsis fici W106-1
Lineage: Eukaryota; Fungi; Ascomycota; Sordariomycetes; Amphisphaeriales; Sporocadaceae
Exons: 1
Coding region: 1-1053 (350 amino acids)
Source: RefSeq, a predicted model, not a curated record